Schistosoma turkestanicum is the source of this 677-nucleotide messenger RNA. The record is from the annotation of a GenBank genome assembly. NCBI's taxonomy places the organism in Eukaryota, Metazoa, Platyhelminthes, Trematoda, Strigeidida, Schistosomatidae.
UGGAUAUUGAAUUGCGAUACUUUGCAUAAUUCGGAUCUGGUACCAGCGAAAAGUGCGGUGCAUUUGGUGUAGUUCGCGAUAUGAUGGCUGUGGUCAUCAUAACACUCUUAGUUUUCUCCUGCAGUUUAGCAACAUCUUUGAGUAGUGAAAAAAAACCAGGAGAUUCGGAUGAAAUCAUCUAUUUACCAGGUGCUUGGCCACAACCGAAUUUCAAGCAGUACUCUGGAUAUCUUCAUGGAUCUACUGACAAAGUCAACCUUCAUUACUGGCUUGUUGAAGCUGCUUCGUCACCGAAAUCCGCCCCACUAAUUUUAUGGCUAAAUGGUGGACCUGGAUGUUCUUCUCUAGAAGGUUUGCUUAAUGAAAACGGUCCCUACUUACUCAAGAAAGGACCUCGUCUUGUGGAAAAUCCGUACUCCUGGAAUAAAAUUGCUAAUGUUUUAUACUUGGAGGCUCCAGCUGGUGUAGGAUUCUCUUAUUCUACCGAUCCAGAUCAAAUUUGGGAUGAUGAUAAAACUGCUUUAGACAAUUAUCAUGCAUUGCUUCAUUUCUUGAAAAAAUUCCCUGAAUAUGAAGGACGUCGUCUAUUUAUUGCUGGUGAAAGUUAUGGUGGUGUUUAUGUGCCAACGUUGAGUUUACUUCUUUUGAAUUCAUCUAAAUUCGACUUUAAGUUAUGA